Leishmania major strain Friedlin is the source of this 1767-nucleotide messenger RNA. RefSeq lists its product as hypothetical. Bases 1 to 1767 code for a protein of 588 amino acids. The transcript has a single exon. Gene Ontology annotation, molecular function: 2-oxoglutarate-dependent dioxygenase activity. The record is from RefSeq and is a predicted model, not a curated record. Lineage: Eukaryota; Euglenozoa; Kinetoplastea; Trypanosomatida; Trypanosomatidae.
AUGCGGACUAGCACCGUCUCCUCGGCAACUUCGUGUGGCCGUCCAGUGACGCUGCUGGAGGCUUUUGCGAGCAGCGCCGCCGCUCUUCGGCAGUUUGGCAUUCCGCGCGUUCGCGUUGUAGGGCUGAGUGAAGGAUGCACACAGGAGGAUUACGAGCGUCAGCGCGCGCGCCCAGAUGGCAAGGACCUCGAGACCCUGCUUCAGGAGAGCAGCCUGCGUGGCCCACACGGUCGGAUUGACACUGCCCGCCGUCGCACCCACAACGAGCAAAGUUCCCUGCACGAGGCAGCGGCGCAUCACGACGUGCCGGUUGUGACGGAGCAGGAGUUUAUGCACAAGUUUGUCUUCCAUUCUCGCCCGUGCGUCAUCCUCGACGCGCUGGAGGCGUGGCCAGCGCUGCACAAGUGGCGAGAUGAUCGCUACGUGUUUGACCUCGACCACACUCUGCCACUGGAGGCGAAGAAGUCUGACUCUGAAGAAGAGCAAGAUGAGGACGAGGACGCGAAAGAGGAUGACGAGGACACCGGCACCAACGAGCCGGUCUGCAAGCACGCAGGUGCGACGAAGUCGAUGGGGGAAGCAGUGAUGCGGCCCAAAACUGUCACGGUGGCUCUGACGCCAAACGGGCGCGCUGACUCCGUCACCCGCGUCACGUACGCGACUGCCGCCGUGCCAGCCGAGGAGGCGGCCCGCGUGUACGCCGGCGAUGAGGCCUGCAAGCAGGCAGUGCUCCUCUCUCCACCCACCCACGUCGCAGAUACAGACGGGGGCGGCGCGAUUCGGGAAGAAAAAAUUUUCAUGUGCGCCGCGGAGCUGCGCGUGACCUUGCCGCAGCUGUACGGCCUUCUGCUGUGCAGUCCCAUGCGCUCGCCGCCGCACCCCAUCGGCAUUGACAUGCGCACCUACGCGGACAAGCAGCGCACGCCCGCUAUCGCCUACGCGCAGCUGCAGAACAACUGCCUGAACACGGAGUACACGCACCUGCACGUUGACCUGCUCCCGAACGUGGAGCGCUUUGGCUGCCGUGUCUUCAGCAAGGAGGCAGUGGAGGCGGCCAACGUGUGGUUCGGCAUCCCCGCGUCGGUGUCAUCGAUGCAUCAGGACUGGGUCGAGAACCUGUACUCGGUGGUGCGUGGCGUGAAGGAAUUCGUGCUGAUUCCGCCGUGGGAGGGCCCCUUCGUGCCGAAGCCGGAGAUUCCCGCCGCUGCAUUCGCUAUCGAUGAGGCGGCGAGCCUGAUCGACCCUGAGGACGACCGCGCCGAGAGCUGGUCGCUUCAGUUCAAGCAAUACCCCGUGAAGGAUGGCACUGUGGUGCCGUGGAUGGACUUCGACCUCGCCGGCGCAGACGUGGAGGUGGACGCGGAGGGCGCUGCACGUGCUGAGCUGGAGGGCCGACUGCUAGAGAAACUUCGCGUUAGCACGUCGCCAUCGCCGUCCUUGUCAAGCGCCGAGGCGAAGAGGGAGAGCAACGGUGAAGACGUGGCUGCCGCGCGCGAAGAAGCCGGCCGCAAGCCGCUACACCCCUUAGUCAUCUACGUACACCCCGGCGAAACGCUUUACCUGCCCGCGAUGUGGCUUCAUCGUGUUGCCCAAUACCCCGAUAGCACCGACCUGCACGCGCGUAAGCGGCACAGCGAGUCUGCCAACGCGGCAGCGUCCGCCUCGCCACCGCCACUCCCCCUGACCGCCGCGGUGAACUACUGGUAUGACAUGAGCUUCAGCAACCCGUCGGUCGUGCUGUUGCGUGAGUUUGGCCUCCUACUGUGA